Molecule: messenger RNA, 6954 nt
Organism: Sardina pilchardus (European sardine)
Lineage: Eukaryota; Metazoa; Chordata; Actinopteri; Clupeiformes; Clupeidae
Product: rootletin-like
Exons: 37
Coding region: 295-6387 (2030 amino acids)
Source: RefSeq, a predicted model, not a curated record
AGAAGAGUUUAUUUGCUUGGAGUUUUCAUGGCCUUUAUAUAUAUUUAAAAGUUAGCUGUGGGUUUCAUGGGGUUUUUGUUUUUGGUAGGCCAGGCGACAAACAACGUUAUUGUACCGUACGAAGUAUUUUCUUUGAAUGGCUGUUGGCUAGACAACACAGGAAAGGGUUAAUCCUAUUUUAUAAUGCAAAGCCGACUUGGAGACUUUUCCAUUUAAACCUGUCCUCCCUGUCGGUAGGGGAAUUUGGUUCUUUUGAUUUUUGCUCGUCUGCAGGAGAAGAUUUAACUUUACUCCAUGACUGACUCAGAGAAUGACGCAGAGUCCAAACUGGAAGCGGUCAUACAGAGGUUGGAAGAGAGCGUCCUCUCUGAGGAGAAGCGGCUGACGCUCCACGGCCCCUCCCCAGAUGCGCCGCCUGCCUGUCUGCCUGUGCGAGUGCGAGAAAUUGUCACCAAGAACCUGAGCGACAGCUCCACAGGAGGCAUGUCCUCACUCAUGUCCCUUCAGGAGGAGAACCGGGUGCUCCAAGGGGAGCUGGGGAGGCUGGAGGACCUUUUGGCCCACAGCAGAGCCGACCGCGAUGAGCUGGCCAUCAAGUACAGCGCCAUCAGUGAGAGGCUGGAGCAGGCUCUGCGUCUGGAGACGGGUGACGGCGAGCGCGACUCGCUGGAGUCCCGCAGCCUGACGCAGCAGAAUGUGGACCUGCGCAGGCGGCUGGACGAGGAGCAGGCCCAGUACAAGCGCAAGCUCACCGCCUACCAGGAGGGGCAGCAGCGGCAGGCACAGCUGGUGCAGAAGCUCCAGGCCAAGGUCCUGCAGUACAAAAAGCGGUGUGGUGAGCUGGAGCAGAUCCUGCAGGAGAAGAGCUCUGAGCUGGAGCGUCACCGACUCAACGGUCGAUGUGACUUGUCAAGCGAUCGACGAGAGGAUGAGGAGCCAUGCAGUGAUCUGGAGAGCGCCCUCAUAAGGCUGGAGGAGGAACAACAGAGAAGCAGUAGCCUGUCUGCUGUGAAUUCCAUGUUACGAGAACAGCUGGAACAGGCGAGUCUGGCCAAUGAGGCGCUUAGCCAGGACAUCCGAAAGCUCACGAUUGAUUGGACUAAAGCUCGAGAGGAGCUUGAACAGAGAGAAUCUGAUUGGAGAAAAGAGGAAGAGUCCUUCCACAGUUACUACAGCACUGAGCAUAGUCGGCUUCUGCAGUUAUGGAGACAGGUGGUGGGGUUCCGGAGGCAUGUGUAUGAGCUGAAGAGUGCUACAGAAAGGGACCUGUCGGACAUGCGUAACGAGCUGGCGUGGGCGUCCCACAGCGCCCAGUCCUCGUGUGCGGGGCUGACCUCGUCCCUGCACAGCCGCGAGGAGGGUCUGGCCGUGGCGCUGGAGCGUGAGUCUGCCCAGCGGGCCCAGCUGGAGCUGCAGCUGCGGGAGCACGUCAGCGACACCAUGACCCUGCAGGCCCGCGGAGACGCCGAGAGAGCCCAACUCAACGCCAGGCUGGUGGAGGCGGUCAGGGAGAUGGAGAGGCUGAAGGCCCAGAAUGAGGACAAGGAGCAGGAGAUCUCCUCCCUCACCAGGAGACUGGAGGACCAGAGUGGGGUGGAGGGCUCCGAGCUGCAGGCGGUCCGGUCUCAGACGGAGACCUUACUGGACACUCUCAGGGACAUAGCUCAGACCAUGCUGUCAGAUGGAGAAUCUGGAAUGUUCUCUGACUCGCAGGAUGGAGAAGCCAUCAAUUCCUCUCUCAUGCCCCUGCUCAGGGCCACCUCCCCACAGCGGUCAGCUUCACCUCGACGACCCUCCUCCCCACGCCGGGCCUCCACCAUCCCCCUUCCUGAGGCCAGCCUGUCUGCUCUACGCUCAGCUGUGUCCAGCAAACAGCUCCAGCUGCAGGAGAUCCGCGGGCGUCUGCUCUCGGUGCAGUCGUCGGUGCAGCAGCUGCGCAGGCAGCUGGCGGAGGCGGAGUCGGGGCGGCGGGAUGCGGAGCUGCGUGUGCAGGCGCUGCAGGGCGAGCGGGACGAGGCUCUGCGGGAGAGGGAGACGGCGCAGAGGGAGCGGGAGCGCGUCCGCCAGGAGAGGAGCACACUCAUCAGAGAGAAGGAUGGUACGGAAAAAGCCUUGCAGGCGGCGCAGACCAAAGUGCAGCUGCUGCAGCUGGAGAGUGAGAAGCUGCAGAUGGCCCUGAGCUCCAGCCAGCGCGAGAGAGACCACGAGAGGGAGGAGAAGGAGGCCGCCGCCCAGGAGCGCGAGCGCACCAAGACCGAGAUGGACAAGAUCCAGAGGCAGUGGGAGCAGAGUGAGGGCCGGGCCUCUGGCCACCGCAUGGAGCUGACCGCUGUGCGGGAGACACACCAGCAGGGUCUGGUGGAGAAGCAGAUGCUGGAGGGAGAGAGGAGCCAGCUGACCGAGGCCCUCGCCAAGGCGGAGUCUUCCAACGCUGAGUUGACCCUGCUGGUGAAUAAGCUUCGCUCCGAGGAGGCCGGCCUCCGCGACUCACUGGCCAAGAUGAGCAGCCUGAACGAGGGCCUGGCCCAGGACAAAUCUGACCUCAACAGCAUCGUCAAUCAGCUGGAGGAGGAGAAGAGCCACCUGCUGUCCCAGAAGAGGGAGGCCGAGCAGGAGAAGCUGACCAUCCGCGAUGAGCUGGUCCGGCUGGAGCAGGACCGAUUGGAGCUCGACACCGCCCGUCUGGCCCUCCACCAAUCACUGCAGGAGGCGGAGCUGGCCAGGGUGGGCAUGGAGACGGAGCUCCAGACUGUCAAAACUGAAAGAGCAAGACUGCAGGACAAAGUCAUACAGCUGUGUGCGGAGGUGAGUGCCCUGGAGGCGGCGCUGGGCACGGCCCAGGGAGAGGGCGAGAGGCAGGGCGUGGCCCUGGAGGAGGUGGGCCGGGGCCGCGCCGAGCUGGCCAAGGAGAGGGCGGGACUGGUGGUCCAGCUGACCGCCUCCGAGAGAGAGAACGCCUCGCUGACCGAGGAGCUGACUGCGCUCAGGACUGAUAAAGAGGCUCUGGAGACCAGCCUGUUUGAUGUGCAGCAGCAGUUCCUGCAGCUGGAGUCUCAGAAAGAGCAGCUGGAGGCCGAGACCCACAACCUGCGUCUGCGCCACGACACCAGCACAGUGGAGCUGAAGCGCAUGCGGGCAGAUAAAGACAACGUGCUGGGGCAGUGUGAGCGCGAGAGAGAGGCCUUCCUGCAGAACCUGGCCUCUGCACAGCACGAGCACCAGCAAGCCCUGCGCAGUGCCCUGGCCAACCACCAGGAGGAGGCAGAGAGACUCACUGCUGAAAAGGAGGCGCUGCAGCGCUCCCUGGAGGCGGAGCGCGAGGUGGCGCUGCGGAAGACGCGGGAGGAGUGUGAGGAGCGGGUGCAGCGGGCGGAGCAGGAGAGGGAGGCGCUGCAGGAGGAGGUGCGCGCGGUGCAGCGCGACCGGGACCAGAGCCUGCUGCAGGCCGAGACCGAGAAACAGCAGGCGCUGUCUCUGAAGGAGACGGAGAAGGCGGUGCUGUCGGAGCGCGUGUCCACUCUGCAGGCCGAGCUGGCCGUAGCCACCCUGGAGGUGGAGCGACUGAGUCGAGAGGCAGGCCACGCUAAAGAGAUGGAGAGGGCCACCGUAGCGGCUCUCAACACUGAGCUGGACGAGGUGCGUGCCCAGCUGGAGGAGACGGCCAGCUCGUACGGCCGAGAGCUGCGGAGACUCCAGGACAGCAGCGCUGACCAGCAGACCUGCACGGACACGGCCCUCAAGGAGCUGGAGGAGUGUCGGGCGGCCCUGUCGGCCAGCGAGGAGAGCCGUGACGUGGUGCGGCGGGAGCUGCUGGAGCUGGAGCGGCGGCUGUGCCAGACGCGGGACGCGGGCGAGGGCCACCGGCGGGACACGGUGGAGCUGCGGCGCUCGCUGGGCGACGUGACGCGCGAGAGGGACACGCUCAGCCAGUCCAACGCCCAGCUCAGGGAGGCCCUGCGCUCCGCAGAGAGCGAGAGGAUCAGUGUGAAGCGGCAGUGUGAGGAGAAGGAGCAGAGGGUGAGUGUGCUGGAGGAGAGCCUGGCGUCUGCGCAGAAGGAGGUGUCAGAUCUGCGCAGCUGUCUGCGCGAGGUGGAGCGCUCACGACUGGACGCCCGGCGAGAGCUGCAGGAGCUGCGCAGACAGGUGAAGGUGCUGGAUGGGGAGCGGGAGCAGAGGAGCAGGGAGGUGGCCGAGCUCCAGACGCGCCUCUCUCUGGAGGAGCAGAGGGAGGAGGAGAGGGGCAGGGAGCUGUUCACUCUCAAGCAGAGAAUCAGCGAGGCUGAGACCACCAAGACCACCAUCAAGAAGGAGCUGAGCGUGCUGCAGCGGCGGCUGGCGGACUCUGAGAGCGGGUGGCGCGGGUGUGAGCGGGAGCUGUCGGCGCAGCUGCAGGAGGCGCGUGGCGGCGAGAAGAAGCUGCAGGACGAGGCGCGUAACCUGGCGCUGCGGGCGCAGGCGGCACAGGAGACCACGGCGCAGGCCCAGCUGCAGCUGAGCGAGGCCCAGGGCCGGCUGGGCGCCACCGAGGCGGAGCUGGCGCGGGCCGAGGCCGGGCGCCGCGACCUGGAGUUCCGCAUCAGCAGCCUGCAGUCGGCGCUGACCCGCACGCUGGGCAUCGGGGUCGGAGGUCGCACGAGCAGGGGCCGCAGUCCGGCGGGCAGCAGCAGCGCCGCCACCUCCCCCAGGGCCAGCAUGACCAUGCUACGCCACCGCAGCAGCUCCCCGCUACGCGCCUCAAUGUCGCCCCCUAAAGAUGUGGGCCGCAACACGACUCCAGACAACAGCGUGAGCUCUCGGCCACUGUCCCCAGACAGAGGGGACACGCCACUGCCCCUCGCCCCGUCAGAGCUGGACCCUGAGGCGCUGCGCUCUGGCCUCCGAGACUUCCUGCAGGAGCUCCGCGAGGCACAGAGAGACAGGGAUGAGGCGCGUGGCCAGUUGGGUGUGGUGCAGCGUGAGCUGGAGGACGCUACAGCAGAGAGGGAUUCUGCCCAGAGCCGUCUCUCACAGCUGCACAGCUCACUACAGGACUACCAAGAAGUGAAGCGUGAUGUGGAUGGGAAGCUGAGCUCCUCUCAGGCCCUGCUGCAGCAGCAGGAGGAGGCGAUGAGGAGGGGGGAGAGGGAGCGGAGAGUCCUCACCGACCGCAUCAGAGAGCUCGAGAGAAACGUGCACAACGCCGAGGCUGAGAGGAAACACACACAGGAGCAGCUGAGUAAGCUGCGUGCGGGGGAGGCGCGCGUGGAGGCUGAGCGGCGGCGCCUGAGGGAGGCGCUGGAGGCGGCGGAGGCGCGGUCCACACGGCUGGAGCUGGGCAGGAGGAGCCUGGAGGGGGAGCUGCAGAGGGUGCGCCUCAGCCAAGGGGACCGGGAGGCCGAGAGCCAGGCCUCACACGAGCGCCACGACGGCCUGCUCAAACAGGUGGCUGAGUCAGAAGCCCGCGUGUCCUCGCUGCAGCGGGAGGUGGAGCGUCUGGGCCAGCUGCUGACCAAAGCGCAGGAGAGCGAGAGCAGCCAGCGGGAGCGCGUGCAGAGUCUGGCCCAGAGCCUGCAGGAGGCCACCGCCGCCCACAGCGCCACCCAGGGGCGCCUGGCCACACUGCAGAAGAGCCUGGGCCUGGCCGAGCAGGAGCGCCGGCAGCUGCAGGACCGUGUGGAUGGAGUGCGGGCAUCUCUCUCUGAGAGCAAGAGGAGUGUGUCCACCCUGACUGAGCGCGUGCAGAGCCUGCAAGCUGAACUGACCCAAAGUGAGCUACUCAGGACAGAACUGGAGGCAGAGCUCUCCAACACUCAAGAGGCCCUGCGGCUGCGUGUGUCCAGUCUCAGCGAGGCCCAGCGCAGUGCCCAGGCUGCGCAGAUGGAGCGGGCCACCACAGACGAGCGCCUGCGCAGCCUGCAGAGGGCCCUGGCCGUGCUGGAGACGGAGAAGAAGGACGCCGAGAGACAGGCCGUGCGUCUGGAGAAGGACAAGAACGCGCUGAGGAACACCUUAGACAAGGUGGAGCGCGAGAAGCUGAAGUCGGAGGAGGGCAGCAUGCGUCUGACCGCUGAGAAGGGACGCCUUGACCGCUCCCUGACCACCGCCGAGCAGGAGCUGCAGGACGCCCAGAGGCAGAUCACUCUGGUGCAGGCACAGCUGGCAGACAUGGAGCAGGCUCAGACCGUGAGCGAGAGCUCGGCGCGGCAGAGGGACGAUGUCCAGCGGGAGAUGGAGCGCCUGCGGCUGGCCCAGAGGGACGCCGAGCGCACGCUGGCCGCCAGGGAGAGGGCCCACCGCCAGCGCGUCAAGGGCCUGGAGGAGCAGGUGUCCACUUUGAAGGAACAGCUGCAGCACGAAAUCCGGCGCCGCCAGCCGCCAUCUUUGACCCCCUUACCUGGAGGCAUCUGAGAGAGGCUGUGUCCUGCAGGACACGGAGGAUAUAGCAGGUGCCUCUGAGCGCCAGCUGCAGGAACACUAUCAUACUUUAGGUUCUGACCCACUCAUGGCUAUAAUGACCAAAACUAGCACCAGCAACUCAGACUGGACACAAACUAUUCACCCUUUGGAAAGAUUGUGUUUGUUGUACUCAGGCUGAGGAUAUGAACUUUUCCAUGUAUUCCUGAAAUUGGAGCCAUUGAACAAUGUUACUGUGUGUUGAAUAACUUUGUUGUCAAAACUUGAAUUAAGGUAGAUGAAGUGCAACAGGAAUAGCAAUGCACUGUGCACAAAAUGACCACUGGAUAUUAGAACAUAAUCUUCGGUGUGUUUGAUAAAUAUAGAAAAUGCCACUACCAUAGGACAUAUCAGUAAUAUUAUAUUGUGCACUAUACUAACUCUGUAACGGGUCUUUCAUGUUUACAUCUUAUCCAAAUACUAACGACCAUUCUCUAACAUGAAAUUAAAUGACAUUCCAGUUGGAUUUCAAAGGGACUUGAAGAAGAAAUGACCAAUUAAACACUAGAGUUUGAUAUUUCA